UUCGUAUAUGAACUGUAACUCAGUAAAAUCGUUGAAAUUGUUGUGUUUAUAUUUUUAUUCAGUAGAAAUUAUUGCUUUUUGCGCCAUAUGUAGUUCUCUGUAGUAAAACUGCAUCCACCCGGGGGCGCUAAUUUGUGUUUCUGGGUUCGCCAUACCCACUCAUUAGAACGGAAGAAGAAGACAACACGGAUGUAGAACUGGGAGAGCGAGUUUCUUUUUUAACAUUCCUUCCUCGUAGACUACAUAGGUGAAUACAACCUGAGAGGAACAGGCUCUUUUGACAAUAAUAAUACCACAAGUCUACUAACAAUGUCUAAAUUACAGUCUUUGAAUUCGUUUCUUUCUGAGUGUUUGACUGCGGCGACAGUGGAGAUUUUGGGGGCAGUUGAGAAAGUCGUAACUGAGUACCAGGAUGAGAUCUCACGUUCUAAAGAGGAGAAUGAUCGUCUACGGAGACAACUUGGGAUUACACCGGGUAUAAAACUAUGUACCAUAGACUCCCAGCAGCUCUCUCUCCCUGUCUCUGAAGAGGAGUUUCCCCCUGAGCAAAAACACUGUGAGCAGGAGUGGUGCCCUAGUCUGGGACAAGAGGAACCAGGGCACAUACUGAUUAAAGAGGAACUGAGGACCAGCCAGGAGGAAGAGCAGUUUCAAGGGCCGGAGGGUAAUACCAUAGAGUUUAUAUUUAGUUCUCCCUGUGUGAAAAGUGAAUGGGAUCAGGAAGCCAUCAGCAACUGUUCAGCUGUAAUUAGUGACCAAGUAAACAGUCCACCAUUGGAUCCCGAACCAACAUUGGGGGAAUACUGUUCUAAACUCAGUACCAUGUCUAAAAAAUCUCACUGCUGCUGUGACUGCGGCAAAGUAUUUGCUCUAAAAGCUGACCUUCAGAGGCAUGUGACUCUCGCCAGGGAAAGACCCGUUGAAUGCCCCUACAACUCCACCAGUAAACUGAAGGCCCAUGUCCCACUCUGUCAUGGUGGGAACCCCUGCCUUGUUUGUGGCAAGACCUUUAAAAACAGAGCACAUCUAUCCCAGCACAUGAGGAUUCAUACACGGGAGAGGCCAUUUAGCUGUGGUGACUGUGGGAAAUGCUUCUAUAGCGAGGGGCUGCUGAAUGUGCAUAUACAGACUCAUAAAGGAGAGAAAGCAUUUAGCUGUGGAUACUGCGGGAAAAGCUUCUAUCAGAAGGGGAACCUAACCCAACAUGUACGUACUCACACAGGAGAGAGACCAUUUAGCUGUGGUAGCUGCGGAAAGAAUUUCAGUCGAAAAACACAUCUGAACAGGCAUAUACUGACUCACACAGGUAAAAAACAGCAUGGCUGUUCUGUGUGUGGUAGAAGAUUCACUGGGAAUGCUUACCUGCUGAAACAUGUGGAUAAAGUCCACAAAUGACAAAAACAGAACCAAAACAGAAUGGCGAAAGACAGUGAGGAAACGGACAUCUCACGUCAGAAGAUGGGACUAAAAAUGCAGGAUGUGGACAAAACUCGAAAGGAAAGCAACACCACACUGGAUCAUUCAUGCUGUUGGUUCCAAAUGAAUAGAUAUAGACUGUUUAAACAUUAGCCUGUUAACAAUUAGAUUGUUUUGGAACGUCUGAGCCACGGUGAAGACAAAAUGAUCAGACUGAUGUUAAUACAGAAAGAAUUUUCUGGAAAGUUAUCGUUGAGUUUGAGUGUUUCUCUAUCCAAUUUGACCUGAUGGUCUAUUCUGACCUAAUGCUGCUCAUCCAUGAUAUUGCAGCAACCUUAAAGUUGAAAUCCGUUGUGGCGAAACUUCCACGUCCGUUUGUGAUAUAACAACAAAGAUGUUGCUUCAAAAAACAGUUUUAUGUUUUUCUCUGACAUCAUUGCACGCGUGAUAGAACAGCAGAGUAUGUACAGUGGGGCAAAAAAGUAUUUAGUCAGCCACCAAUUGUGCAAGUUCUCCCACUUAAAAAGAUGAGGCCUGUAAUUUUCAUCAUAGGUACACUUC
Messenger RNA from Oncorhynchus tshawytscha (Chinook salmon), 1977 nucleotides. RefSeq names its product oocyte zinc finger protein XlCOF6.1. The transcript has 2 exons. The record is from RefSeq and is a predicted model, not a curated record. Gene Ontology annotation, biological process: regulation of transcription by RNA polymerase II. The coding region runs from base 310 to 1395 and encodes 361 amino acids. Gene Ontology annotation, molecular function: RNA polymerase II cis-regulatory region sequence-specific DNA binding; DNA-binding transcription factor activity. NCBI's taxonomy places the organism in Eukaryota, Metazoa, Chordata, Actinopteri, Salmoniformes, Salmonidae.